This is a messenger RNA of Corythoichthys intestinalis (scribbled pipefish), 3958 nucleotides long. RefSeq names its product monoacylglycerol lipase ABHD2. Bases 160 to 1587 code for a protein of 475 amino acids. Gene Ontology annotation, molecular function: acetylesterase activity; monoacylglycerol lipase activity. Lineage: Eukaryota; Metazoa; Chordata; Actinopteri; Syngnathiformes; Syngnathidae. Gene Ontology annotation, cellular component: sperm flagellum; sperm plasma membrane. The record is from RefSeq and is a predicted model, not a curated record. Gene Ontology annotation, biological process: sperm capacitation; acylglycerol catabolic process; medium-chain fatty acid catabolic process. The transcript is spliced from 11 exons.
AGCAGAAUCGAGCUGUCAGUGUGGAGGUUCCAGCUCAGUACUUGGUGUGCUUUACAUGCUGUACUGUCUCCACAUCGACUGCGACGGCGUUACACAGCAGAUGGAUAUGACUUAACGACAAGACAAAAACAAACAAAUGAACUCUCACGGGUUUAUUGGAUGUCUGGACGCUCAAAAAUAGCUUCGGAUUCUUUCCCUCGGCUGUGGUCUGACCAAAUCACUGUGACUUCACACAUCAGAUUUCCCCAGUUUUGGAAAUACCUGUUCAUUGCAGCUCCCACAAAUUCGAUCAUGAACACGCACGAUUCAGAUGUGCACACCAUCUCUCCGGAGCUGCCAGCGAUGUUUGAUGGCAUGAAGUUGGCGGCGGUGGCGACGGUCCUCUAUGUCAUUGUACGUUGCCUAAAUCUCAAGAGCCCCACUGCGCCCCCAGACCUGACCUAUCAAGAUACACCCCUCAACCACUUCUUGCUCAAGUCCUGUUCUCAGCUGACCAAAGAGUAUAUUCCUCCAUUGCUGUGGGGCAAGAGUGGUCACCUCCAAACAGCCUUAUAUGGGAAACUUGGUCGGGUGAGCUCACCUCAUCCCAGUGGGAUCAGGAAGUACUUGCCCAUGCAGGAUGGGGCCACUGCAACCUUUGACCUUUUUGAACCAGUAGGGGACCAUCGAACAAGAGAUGACAUCACCAUGGUGAUAUGCCCUGGUAUCGGUAACCACAGUGAGAAGCAUUAUAUCCGAACUUUUGUGGAUUACGCCCAGAAGGACGGUUACCGUUGCGCUGUGUUGAACCACCUCGGAGCUCUACCCAACAUUGAGCUCACUUCGCCCCGCAUGUUUACUUAUGGCUGCACAUGGGAGUUCGCUGCCAUGGUUGGGUACAUUAAGCGGGCAUAUCCUCAGACCCAUUUGAUAGUGGUGGGCUUCAGUCUGGGUGGAAACAUCGUUUGCAAGUUCCUGGGUGAGAACAUGUCCAACCAGGAACGAGUGCUUUGCUGUGUCAGCGUCUGUCAAGGUUACAGUGCUCUUCGGGCCCAGGAAACAUUCCUACAGUGGGAUCAGUUCAGGCGCUUUUAUAAUUUUCUCAUGGCUGACAACAUGAAGAAAAUAAUCCUUUCACACAGGCACAGUCUAUUUGGAGGAAACUCAGUUAAGAUGAUAGAAGGAGAUCUUGGUCGGCUAUACACUGCAACAUCGCUCAUGCAGAUCGACGACAACAUCAUGAGGAAAUUCCAUGGCCACAGCUCUCUCAAAGAGUAUUAUGAGAAAGAAAGUUGUGUACAUUAUAUUCACAAUGUAAAUGUACCGCUGCUGCUCGUGAAUGCUGCAGAUGAUCCUCUGGUCCAUGACUCACUCCUCAAAAUACCCCGCACGCUAGCAGAAAAGAAGCCAAACGUCAUCUUUGCCUUGACGCUACAUGGAGGCCACCUCGGUUUCUUUAAGGGGGCCGUGCUCUUUCCCAAGCCCCUCACCUGGAUGGACAAAGUGAUUGUGGGCUAUGCCAACGCCAUAUGCCAAUGGCAGAAGCAGAAACCACCGUGCCAAAGUGACCCCCUGAGUGAGAGUUCCUGUGCAACGGAAAAAUGCUAAAAUCUUUCAUCUCCUUUUCCUACCCCCUGAUCGUAACUCACACAAGACCCCACUAUCUCAGCACUGAGGAGACACGCGGAAGUGCUCCCUCUUUUCUGCCUUUUUUAUCGGUGCUGCUCAAUGCUGCACACUUCUGCGCCCGCCACACGCCCUCCCAUGCCUUCAGCACAGUCUCAGGAACGACAAACUUCCUCUGACGUCCAAAGCGGGAACACUGUUUUUAUGAUGCGUGCUCAACGGUUACAUUCAAUCAUAAAGUCCGUGACCAAAAUUACUGAGGUGCGGACCACAAAAGUGAGCCCCUCACAUGCAGUAGUGUUGUGCUGCGCUUACCGCCAUUUUAGCGUCAUAUGCCAUUUAGCUUCAUAUGCCAUGCCAUUCAUAAACAUGGUGGAUGCGUGUGUGUGUGGAGAGGUAAAGACUAGGGACUGCGUGUUAAUAGGCCCGAUCCAUGUUCUCUGCUAUAGUUGGUAGAAAUUUAGCAGUUCAAAAAAAUCUUUGUAGGCACUUGAAGAGGAAGAAAGCAUAGUUGCUUGUGAGCAAGCCCAAAUGGGAUCAACGCACAUUCCCAAAGUCGUAUUCUUUUUCUCAGAUUCUUUGCACUUUAUAGCUACACUCUAUCAUGUUUUUUGUUGUUGUUUCUGCUCUCUGGGUGGGAGGUGAGAGGACAACAAUGUGUUGGAAAAUUCCAAUGCUCCACAAGUUGUCUCUGUCAUGAUCUUUUGCGUUCACCUUUGACCGGUUGCACCUACUGCCAGUGCUAAGAGCCCAGAGACACCACGUUGUUCAGUGGUAAAAUGAAUUACACCGAACAGCUGGUCUGAACUCUCUCUCUUAAAGAGAGUUGAGAAUUGGGAAGCACACUAAUUCGCUUGGUUAAUAAAAUCUUCUUUACUGUGAGGUAUGAUUAGUUAAAGGUCCAAUUUACUAAGUAAUAAACCAAAUAUUUUCUAUGGACUGUUUGAACAACACUAGUGAUGGUCAAGUGAUAUUAUCCGGUGAACAGUGCAUCAGAGACAGGUGCUGUACUGUAUGUUGGGAGGGGUUGGAUUUUUUCCCCGUGGUUAUUUCUCCCGUGACUUAUUGUCAAAACCUUUGGCAUUUAGUGCUGAAAUGCAGCAAUUUGAACCAAAAGAAAAUGCAGUAAAUUACUGAAAUGCAACUUACCUUGAUCAACUUUAAACUUAAAUGUUAAUUAUCGGUCCAGGAAAAAUGACUGAUGAGUUUACUUAAAAAUGAUGAUGCAAUGCAUACAGUAAUGAAAGAGACACGGAGCUCAUCUUGUAUUUAAACUAAUUUAAAUAUCACAGAAAAGGGCCAGAACUUUGUGAAUUUACCGAAAAAAAAUAUAAGCAGUUUAUGUUUAAAUUGAAGUGUAUUUUUUCUGUUAUAAUGUUGAUCCAUAAAAAAAAGUGAAGGUUUUUUGACAUGUUACGAAGUGGUUGUAUCCCAUUUGUUAAAUUUGGUGGUAAAUUUUGGCUUUGACCAAAAAAACAAAAUACAAACAUCAUAGCCUUUAUACAAAAGUCACUGCUACCACCUACUGUUAGAGGAACCAAUCAUCAAUUCAUCUAUCCGUUAUGUUUUUCUUUUUCUGCCAAUACUUCAUCAAUGAGAAUAUAUAUUUAUAUAUAUUUUGCCUUUUUCAUCUUUGCAGAUAUUCAUUUGCGUUUGUGAACAAUACUUGUGUAUGUGUUAUUUGUUCAAAAUACCUGUACAUCUUUGUGCGUCAGUGACUGAGACUUACUUUAGCAUCUCAUCUGCUCUGGCAACAACCAAACAAUCGACUUUAAAUGAGAGUGUUUAAGGGAAAUAAAAUAAUCUAUAUUUAUUUUGAAAUAUUUAAAAGGCCAGGGAUGAAAACAAAAUGGAGGCAAUAAGCAAUCAGAAGAGAUUUAUGAAUAUCGGUGUGAUGUAAACAUGAUACAAUGAAAGGGGACCUAAAAUAUUUUUUGUUACAAGAAAAUAUUUAUUGAUCCAUGCUCUGUGCAUCUAAAAUAAUGUCCCCCAUUUUUUUUUUUUUUUUUUUUUUUUUUUAAAGCAUUUUGGGCUUGUUUUUUCUGAGGUUAACAGAAUAUAAUAUAAUUCAAAUACUAAAGUCCAAAACACUCAUCAGGUUGGGUUCUAUCUUGCUUUACAGCCCACAAUAAAUAUGCUGCUUUAAUUUUGUUAGCAUUUGUUUAUUAGCAUUUGUUAAUUAUCUGAUGCCUCGAAGGGAUGCAAAAAUGGUAAGAAUGGUUUCUUUUCAUAUUUGGACACUUGUUUUUUUUCUUUGUUUUUUAUUAUCAUGUUUUCAUUUUCUAAAUAUGUUGUGUAAGGAAUCAUGAUGAUAUUCCCAAAUAAAUUUUGUCCAAAGGAGAAACUUGCUGGG